GAAGGAAGCAGAGAGAUUCUGGUUUCUCUUUUCCUUUUUUCUUUUAUUAGGUAUUACGACAUAAACACAUAGCUUCCACUGGCUCAAUUUCCCCAUCUCACAAGAGUAGAAUCAAAGCAAACCCGAUAUCCUACUACUCAUUUCUUCAUAUACACCAAAACCACUCCUCAAGCACAAGAAUCCUGGAGAGAAAAGAAAAAUACUUUUCUUUUUCCGCAGUCUUCUUUUUGACAGAGAAUGCACAGAAGAGAGGAUGAUGACAGCAGCAGCUCCCUGCGGCCUCGGGGCAUUUGCCGUCGGCUGCUUCGAUUUGUUGUGGCUAAACUAUGGAUAUUAGGAGAGAAAGAGAUGAAUGAAGAUAAGCCUGAGAGGAACAAACUAAUCAAGAAGGGAUCAAUGUCUGACAUCACUAUUCAUUUCAAGCAAUUAGAAGACUCUGAGGAUGACGACAAAUGCAAGAACAAUUCCCCUGGCUCGUCAAGCCAAGAAUCAGAGAGAGAGACAAUGAUAACACUAGCUAAUGGUAGUAACGGCCCAAAUAAGAGGUUACAGGAGAAGGUGGAAAAGAGCAUCCUGGGUGAGCCGAGCCCUAAGCAACAAGUCACUCAGCCUGAAGCAGGGAAACCAUCACCGCCUCAGAGACGUCUGGGCCCCCUACUAAAUGAUAUAAAUAAGAAAUCAGAUGCUUUUAUCGAGAGUACACUCGAGAAGAUGAGGAAAAGCUUAGCCUAGAACUAAACACAUGAGCCUCCUUCUUCUCUGGCUUUCUCUGUCGAGCUAAACUCAAUUCUUUAAUUUUCUUUAAAUUUACCAGCUGCAUUCUUGAUAAGAAAACAUAUAUGUACUCGCACUUCUAUUUUGAACAAUAAUUCAUCUCAGAACUUUAAGAUU
Molecule: messenger RNA, 891 nt
Organism: Arabidopsis lyrata subsp. lyrata
Lineage: Eukaryota; Viridiplantae; Streptophyta; Magnoliopsida; Brassicales; Brassicaceae
Exons: 1
Coding region: 238-732 (164 amino acids)
Source: RefSeq, a predicted model, not a curated record